Messenger RNA from Rotaria sp. Silwood2, 3150 nucleotides. The record is from the annotation of a GenBank genome assembly. NCBI's taxonomy places the organism in Eukaryota, Metazoa, Rotifera, Eurotatoria, Philodinida, Philodinidae.
AUGGACACAGGCUCUAAUUCUCGUCCGUCGGCUAUUGCAGUAGAUGACUUCAAUGGAGAUACUCAGCUAGAUAUUGCUGUAGCGUACGCGGGAACCCAUACUACUGAAAUUUGGCUCGGAAAUGGCAACAGAUCAUAUCAGCGACAAUCAACUGGUGCAUUUACUUUUAAUUCUUCUGUUAUCGCUAUGAUUUCUGGUGAUCUUAAUAAUGAUCGACAGUCUGAAAUUAUUAUUGCAUAUCAGAAGAGCGAUUAUGUGAAUAUCCUUGCUGCAUUUCGUUCUCCCUCGUUUGUUCGUCAAGAUACUCCUCCGCUUGGCUUUCCGGUAUCAUCUGUAGAUGUUGGUGAUUUCAAUAAUGACAGCCAACUGGACAUAGUUGUCACGAACUUGCGAAGUAGCGCUGUGGAAGUCCUUCUUGGAUAUGGUAACGGCUCUUUUUCAAAUCAAACAAAGUACUUGGUUGGUUCUCGUCCAUAUUCUGUAGCUGUUGGUGACUUCAAUAACGACAACCAAUUGGACAUCGUUGUUGCGAACUCGAAUAAUUCUACUGUGAGUAUCCUUCUUGGAUAUGGUAACGGCUCUUUUUCAAAUCAAACACAGUACUUGGUUGGUUCUGUUCCAUAUUCUGUAGCUGUUGGUGAUUUCAACAACGACAAUCAACUGGACAUCGUUGUUGCGAACCGGGAUACUAGUGAUGUAAGUGUUCUUCUUGGAUAUGGUAACGGCUCUUUUUCAAAUCAAACACAAUACUCGGUUGGUUCUGCUCCAGAUGAUGAGCCGUGUUGGUCUCGACAUGAAUCGACAAUAGCUGCAGGUUCAUUUGGCAUCUUCAUAACUAUAGCAGUGAUUAUUAGCACUCUAAUGAUUUGUUUCCAUUCGCCGAAAGCGAGUGUUAAAGAAUGCCAAUUUAAGUUUGCAGCAACACGUAAAAAUCCGAUCGACUACAAUCGUGGUCCACGAUCUGUUGCCAUCGGCUAUUUCAAUAACGACACAUGGUUAGAUUUUGUUAUUGUUGAUAGUAUCGUUAACACAAUAAGCAUCUUUAUUGGGCACAGUGACGGUACGUUUUCGUAUUUAAUCGAGUAUACAACUGGCGACGGCUCUACUCCUAAUAUGGUUGUUGUUGUUGACUUCAACAAUGAUAAUGUAUCGGACAUUGCAGUGGCAAAUUUCGGUGUUAAUAACAUCGGUAUAUUUUUCGGAUGGGGAAAUGGAACAUUUGAUAAACAAAUUACAACUUCAACUGGCUCGUCUCAUCCCAAAUCAAUUUAUUUCGCUGACUUGAAUAAUGAUACGCUACUUGAUAUUGUGAUCGUCAAUUACGGAACUCACAGUGUUACUGUGAUGUACGGAGAUGGAUAUGGAAAAUUUUUGAAUCCUACAAACUAUUCCACAGGUUACGAUUCUUUUCCAUCGUCACUAGUCAUCGCAGAUUUAAACAAUGACAAUAAUAUAGAUCUCACCGUUGCUAACUGCGGCACUCACAAUGUUCUUAUUUGGUAUGGAAGUAAAAACGGCACUUUUUCAAAUCAAAAGAUUAUUUCAACUGGAAUACAUUCAUGCCCACAGUCAAUCGUCGUUGGUUAUUUCAAUAAUGACACUCUACUCGACAUUGCUGUUGCUCUUUAUGGGAUGAAGCAAAUAGGCAUCUUUAUAAAUAAAGGAAAUGGUACUUUUACAAACAAAGUUCCCUACUCUACUGACAACAAUGCUCCAUAUACGAUUGAUGUUGCUGAUUUUAAUCAAGACAAUCGAAUUGAUUUGGUUAUUACUAAUAAUGGCAGUAAAAAUAUGGGCGUGUUUCUGGGUUAUGGAGACGGUACCUUUGAAAAAAAUCCACUGAUGUACUCUACAGGUGCUACUUCAACCAUAUCACAUACUCUAGGAGACUUCAACAAAGAUCGCCAGAUUGAUAUUAUUCUUCUCAACAACGACACUCGUAGUGUAGAUAUUCUGCUUGGUUCUUUUGAAGGUUUUGAAACUUUUGCAAGCCGUAAAAUUGACUUUUCUCCAUAUUCUGCAGCCGUUGGUGAUUUCAACAACGACAAACAACUGGAUGUCGUUGUUACGAGCUCGAAUCUAAAUUAUGUGAAUGUCCUUCUUGGAUAUGGCAACGGCUCUUUUUCAAAUCAAACAAAAUACUCGGUUGAUUCUAGUUCAGAUUCUGUAGCUGUUGGUGAUUUCAACAACGACAACCAACUGGACAUCGUUGUUGCGAACCGGGGUACUAGUGAUGUAAGUGUUCUUCUUGGAUAUGGUAACGGCUCUUUUUCAAAUCAAACACAAUACUCGGUUGGUUCUGCUCCAGAUCGUGUUUCGCAAAAAUACUUCAUCAUUGUUAAAGCUAAAGGAAACAGAAUAUUAAUAAAUCGUCGUAUUUUAGAAGAUCAACAAACGGGGAAGCUUGAUGGAAGAGUAGCGAUUGUGACAGGCUCAUCCAAAGGUAUUGGUGCCGGUAUUGCCAAGCAUCUUGCACUUGCAGGGGCAUUUGUCGUCGUGAAUUAUCGUUCGAGUAAAGAAGACGCUGAUCGAGUUGUCAGUGACAUUGCUAGCAAAGGAGGUAAAGCAAUUGCAGUGCAAGCCGAUGUAACCAAAGAGGAAGACAUUCAACGUCUUUUCAUUACGGCCAAAAGAACUUAUGGUAAACUUGAUAUUUUGGUCAAUAACGCGGGCGUCUACGAAUUUCGAUCGAUCGAAAAUGUUACAAUUGAGCAUUAUCAUAAACACUUCAACCUCAAUGUGCUUGGUCUUAUCCUUUGCUGUAGAGAAGCUUUAAAAUAUUUUGGUACUGAUACUAACGGCACAAUUAUCAAUAUUGCCUCGGUUGUAAGUGCAUCACCAGCUCCACAGCUCUCUGUUUACAGUGCAACCAAAGCAGCUGUGGAUGCAGUAACAGUAGCUCUUGCAAGAGAAUUGGGUUCGCGCAAAAUACGAGUUAAUUCUAUCAGACCCGGCACGACUAUCACAGAAGGGACUCGUGCAGCUGGACUUAUUGGUAGUACUUUUGAAGCACAAAUCAUCUCCAAAACACCACUCGGUCGUCUUGCCCUGCCGGAUGAUAUUGCACGUGUUGCUGUUUUCUUGGCAUCAGAUGACUCUGCGUGGGUCUCAGGGGAAUCUUUAAGAGUAUCAGGUGGCUCAGUUGAUUGA